This is a messenger RNA of Oxyura jamaicensis (ruddy duck), 2744 nucleotides long. It is a transcript of the gene BTBD17, whose product is annotated as BTB domain containing 17. Gene Ontology annotation, molecular function: protein binding. The record is from RefSeq and is a predicted model, not a curated record. NCBI's taxonomy places the organism in Eukaryota, Metazoa, Chordata, Aves, Anseriformes, Anatidae. The transcript is spliced from 3 exons. Bases 833 to 2284 code for a protein of 483 amino acids.
GUGCUGUGCCCAUGUCCGUGGCCUCUGUCCCCUGCUCUGUCCCACGUGGGGGCUCCAGGCCCUGCUCCCCACCCCAGGGGGUUCACUGGGGCCACAAACUAAAGUGGGGUUUGCUCGGGGACCAGGAGAUGUUCCCACGCAGAGCGGUGCCCACCUCCCGCGGUGCCCAGCUGCUGCAGGGAGAAGGGCGAUGGCCCCGUCCCGUCCCCAUAUCCCCAUCGCCCUGUCCCGCAUACAGCACAAGGGCUGGGGGGACAAAUGCCACCCCAACCCCAUUCCAAAACCCCGCCAAGAGCCAUCGGGGCCGGGCGAGGGGCCAGCGGAGGCCGUCCCCGGGCAGCCGCGCAGCGCACGCAGCGCCUUGGCUGCAAAGGCUGGGAAAAGGGCAGGCAGUUCCUGCCGGAUGCCAUGGUGAUGGGAGGGCGAGGGCCGCAUGAAUACCCAUGAGCAGGGGGAGCGGGGAGCCCGCUCUGCGCGGUGCCCUGAAUGCAAAGACCCCGCACAAAGGGCUGCGGCCGUGCACGGGGCCAUCGCUGUGCGGCGGGGCCGUGGGCGAGCGGUGCCGGCCCCGCACCGUGCCCCGGGGCUCACCGGGGCACCCCGGCACAACUCCCUGGGGGAUGCAGGACCCGGGGGGGGGUGGUGGUGGUGUCAGGGUGGGAUGGAUUGGGGCUGGGAGCCGUUCCCGUGGUAACGGCGGGUCCCAGUUUCCACCAAUCGAUGUGGCGGCGCGGGCUGGGAGGGCUGGGAGGGCUCGUGGCCUACAUAAGCCCCCGGCGGGCACCGCGCGCCCGCGCCGCGCCGAGCCGCCGGCAGAUGCACUUGCGAAGCCAUGGUGAGGCUGACGGGCACACGGCCCGCGGCCGCCCGCGGCUGGGGCUACAGUGCCACGGCCUUCCUCCUCCUCCUCCUCACCGUGCAAGCCGCCCAGAGAGCCGACCUCGGCGGCGACGCCACGGCUGCCACCAUCAACCACUCGCUGACGCUGCUGCAGCGGCUGCAGGAGCUGCUGCAGAACGGCAACAGCAGCGACUCGGUGCUGCGGGUGCGCACGGCCGCCUCCGACGAGGCCAAGGUCUUCCACACCCACCAGCUGCUGCUCAGCCUCCAGAGCGAGGUCUUUGAGGGCCUCCUGCGCAACCAGAGCGUCGUCACCCUGCACGAGCCCCCCGAGACCGCCGCGCUCUUCGAGAAGUUCAUCAGGUACCUGUACUGCGGGGGGGUCUCCAUCCUGCUGCACCAAGCCAUCCCCAUGCACCAGCUGGCCAGCAAGUACCGGGUGUGGGGGCUGCAGCGCGGCGUGGCCGACUACAUGAAGAGCCACCUGGCCAGCGAGUCGAGCCAGGGCCACGUGGUGGGCUGGUACCACUACGCCGUGCGCGUCGGGGACGCGGCGCUGCAGGAGAGCUGCCUCCAGUUCCUGGCCUGGAACCUGUCGGCCGUGCUGGGCAGCGCCGAGUGGGCUUCGGUCAGCGUGGAGCUGCUGCUGCUGCUGCUGGAGCGCUCCGACCUGGUGCUGCACAGCGAGCUGGAGCUCUACACCGCCGUGGAGAGCUGGCUGAGCCGGCGGCAGCCCGAGGACGCGGUGGCCGAGCGGGUGCUGCGCGCCAUCCGCUACCCCAUGAUCGCGCCCAGCCAGCUGUUCCGGCUGCAGGCGCAGUCGGCGGUGCUGGCGCGGCACCACGGCGCGGUGCAGGACCUGCUCUUCCAGGCCUUCCAGUUCCACGCCGCCUCCCCCCUGCACUUCGCCAAGUACUUCGACGUCAACUGCAGCAUGUUCCUGCCCCGCAACUACCUCGCGCCCAGCUGGGGCUCCCAGUGGGUCAUCAACAACCCGGCGCGGGACGACCGCAGCACCAGCUUCCAGACCCAGCUGGGGCCCAGCAGCCACGACGCCGGCAAGAGGCUGACGUGGAACGCGCUCUUCUCGCCGCGCUGGCUGCCCGUCAGCCUGCGCCCCGUCUACUCGGACUCGGUGUCGGGCGCCGUCCAGGCGGCGCGCAUCGAGGACGGCCGCCCGCGCCUCGUCGUCACCCCGGCCAUGAGCAGCCCCGACUUCGCCGGCGUCAGCUUCCAGAAGACGGUGCUGGUGGGCGUGCGGCAGCAGGGCCGCGUCUUGGUCAAGCACGCCUACAGCUUCCACCAGAGCUCGGACGAGGCGGCCGACUUCCUCGCCCACGCCGACCUGCAGAAGCGCACCUCCGAGUACCUCAUCGACAACUCCCUGCACCUGCACAUCAUCAUCAAGCCCGUCUACCACUCCCUCAUCAAGGCCAAGAAGUAGCGGGGACGAGCCCUGCCCCGCUGAUGCCAGACUGGGUGCGCGGGGCUCUGCCUCUCCAGCCCCCCCCCCCCCUUUUGUAGGUAGACAGAGGUCCCCCGGGGCUGUGCCCCCCGCUGCACACCCCUGCCCGGCUGUCCCUGUGCCACCCCAUGUCCCCGUCACCGUCCCUGGGUGCCUGCGGGGAGCUGGGGAUGGGGAGCUCUGGAAACACGCAGCCGGGGGGCUCAGCCUGUGCUGGGCUCACAAACCCAAGGGGCACCAGGGUGGGGACAGGGACAGCCCUCGUAGUGCCACCCCGCAGGCCCUGCGGCCGCAGCUCGGAGCGUGGCAGGGCAGGGGGCUCCCAGCUGCCUCCCCUGGCAGAGGACACUUGUGGGGUGCAGCCCCCGCUCGCAGCCAGCAGCUGCCUCACCCCUGCCCGGGCGCCCCUUACCCCUUCCUAAUAAAAGCAGAAAACAAG